Molecule: messenger RNA, 2165 nt
Organism: Porites evermanni
Lineage: Eukaryota; Metazoa; Cnidaria; Anthozoa; Scleractinia; Poritidae
Source: the annotation of a GenBank genome assembly
AUGUUGGAUUCAAGGGACCAAAAGGAGACAUAUAACUGUUCAGCGGUUAACAUUUUAGGACAGGCGCGGGCAUUGGUACAGCUGAUAGUAAAUGGUAAGACCUUUAUGAAAUAAACAAAAGAAUAAAUAGUAAGAAACAAAUUUCGGAGAUCCUGCUGUCCUUACAUUUUGCUUCGGAUAAAUUAUUUCAAACUAAAGUAGAAAAAAAAAUGUUACAAAACUGAAUAUCUUAAUUAUAUUGUUGUUGCUGUUUUUUCUUCAGAGCCAUUUAUGUCCUCAGCUCUGUCGUAAAAAUGCUAGAAUCCUCUAAUCAAUAAAACCAAGGCAAAAGAGUCAAAAUAUUCUCUCUGUUCCAGUUCACCCUAGAGUUUCCCUUCAUCCGGGACCUCAUUGUGCUAUUGAAGAAAGUAAUUAUACUCUCCCAUCCUGUCACGUGACUGGGUAUCCUACCCCUGUGGUCUCAUGGAAAAAGUCAUCCGGUCCAUUACCCCAGGGAAGAGUGAAAUAUAACAACAGUGCAUUACAAAUUCUUCAUCUACGUAAAUAUGACUCUGACGUGUAUUUCUGUUCAGCAUCAAACUUGCUAGGACGCGUAGAAAAGAAAAUUCUCUUAGUUGUUGUCUCUCCUCCUCGGUUUACUGUAAAACCACCAGCUAAAGUUGUCGCGUGGGUUGGUAGCACUUUAAGGUUAAACUGCAGCGCUACUGGCGAUUUACAACCAGUCAUCAGCUGGAAAAAACAAGGAGGUCAACUGCCCGUUGGGCGUAGUCAGCAGAUAAAUGGCGAUUUGGUGAUAAGAGACAUAUCAAAGAACGAUAGAGGAAAUUACAUUUGUAUCGCAACGAAUGCAAGAGUGUUUGAGGCUGAGACUGUCACAUGCACUGAAGUGGAAGGUGCGAUUUUAUAUGAGGCAUUUAGAAUAUAAACGUUUUAAAAGACAAGUUAACGUAAAUUUGAUCCAAUUUUGCGCUCUGGCUUUAAAAAGGGCAGGGGGAGAGCGACGUUCCUUUUUUUUUCUUUCAUAGGUAUUUCACUUAAGUAAUUGUUUAUAUAUUCUUUGGACAUAUGUUGGUGAAGUUUAAAGACUACGAGUAGUCUCUCUCUUUUCUUGGUUCUUUGUCCCUCGUGCAAAACGCACGAGACACGCAAAUGACCACACGCGUGACUGAAGGCGCAAGAUGGGAAAGGUACGAAAAAAGCAACUUUCUUCUCGGGCUGCCUUUCUCUUUUCUCACGUCUCGACGCUCUCGCGCGCGUGGCUCUUCACUAAAUCUGAGAAAAAGAGAGACUAUGGUUGCUUACCAUUUACACAAUACGACCGAGCGGAAAUCUUGUCCAAAAACAACAGCAAGAAAAAAACAAACUAUAAAAUUUUACGUGGUGGGAGAAAGACCCGCUAAAAUGAAUGUCCCAAUCAGCUAAACAGACUAGAAAGAAUGCAAAAAUUGCAUCCCCUCAAAUCACAGCCCAUAUUUUCUUAGGCUACCCAAACGGAAUGGUGCGAACCAUUUGAUUUCCCAUCCAGAAUUCCGGAUCUCCAUGUAAAUGGUAAGUAGAUUACCUGAAAUACGGUUUUACAUAAAGUGAGGUCAAGUGAUUUUCAGAGCGAGUGUGCGAUUUGUUCGCACUUUUUUGUGCUAAAAAAUGGUUUUAUAAUUCAAAGGUGUUCGGAAAUCAUGCUAAAAUAGCCACUAUGUCUUAAGAUGUUUUAAUUUUUCAAAAGCGUCCUACGCCAUAAUAUGUUCAACAACUUGUAGAACUCAUAGAAAAUACUGAAAAACUCCAGUAAGUAAUGAUACCUUAAAAAGUUAAUUUAGGUGGAGAUACGGAGUAUGUUUCAGAGUUGGGUAGAAUCGGUGGAAUAGGUCUAGAAUAAAGUUUUGAAGCUGUUUAAAUUAACGUUUUUUUAAAUUUUAUUUUAAGCUUGAUAAAGCACUCCUGCUCUUUUUACAUAAUUGCCAUAUCGUCUGUUUUGUUUUACGUUAUCUUUUGAAGAACGCAUCUCUUCAUCCAUUAUUCUUGCCAGCCUUGACAGCAAGUACCUCAUUAAGCUGAGUUUAUAUUUAGACCCAGUUCUUCAGAGUCCAGGUCGCAGCAGGUUUGUGUCGAGGUGUUGGCAAGGUAAGCCGGACAGAUGGUUGGGCGUCAUCAACAUUCCACACUAA